AUGCUUGCAGACACCAUUGUCCCAGAACUGAAGAAGAUGUACGAGCAGCAGCGAGAUCAAAUCCUCGGCACGCAGUUCAAUGUCGACUCACUGGCCGGCGCGCAGGAGCAGGCAGAGAUCAACAUCAUGACAGUCGAAGCCAUGAAAGUGGGCCAUCAAGACCUGAAGGAACGAUACCAGCAAAUUGGUGGUGUCAUGGACAUUGAAAAGCUGAUGGACAACAUGGCAGAUCUUAACGACGAAAUUGCCGACAUCAACGAGGCCAUCUCCACGACGUAUGCGGUCCCGGACGGCUUCGAUGAGGCGUCCUUCGAAGCUGAGUUCAGCGCCCUUGAAGAAGAGAUGAAGAUGGAAGCUUUGGCAGGUAUCAGCUCCACUGCGAAGCCAUCUUAUUUGCCAGCCGAGACACCUGCGGCGACAGAAGCGAAGGAGCCUGCGGCAUCUGCCGCAGAGCCUGCCGAGGCGGCGAGAGGCUGA
This is a messenger RNA of Symbiodinium sp. CCMP2456, 477 nucleotides long. NCBI's taxonomy places the organism in Eukaryota, Dinophyceae, Suessiales, Symbiodiniaceae. The record is from the annotation of a GenBank genome assembly.